UCAACAACUAACCAAUGAAUUGAUGUUAAACUAAUCGUUUUGGUUGCAAAAUAGUUUUCUCAAAACGGCCAAUCUUUAGACUUUUCUCUGGCAUUAUACAAUCUCAGAAGGUGGUCUCGGCCUGGCAUUUCUAAAAAACCGCACAAAGUAGAUACAUUUUUUUGAGAUUUCUAGCAAGGAUGCCUUGUGUUUGGUUGCUCGCCAUCUAGUUAGUUACCGGCUGCAUACCUAGUUGCACUUACAUCGCUGGUAUCGCUAUACACAGACUUGAUCAUGUCUGAGCAAGAUUGUGGAGUUUUUGAAGGACCCACAGGUUCUCAGGAACUUGUCCCAGAAAAGCCAUUAUCAUCAGAAAACAGUGAUGAAAACAUAAUUGCACAAACCGAAAAUGAAGUGGAUACAUGCGAAAAAAAAUUAAAGCGUUAUGAAGGAUCAAGAAAUAGGAAGAACGAACCGUAUGGCAAUGGUAAAGCUAAAUUUACGAACGGUGAUCAUUAUGAAGGAUCGUUCAGGAAGGGUGUAUUCGCCGGGCAAGGUACUUUGAGGCAACGAUCGGGCCAUCGCUAUUCAGGCGCAUUCCGCAAAGGUCUUCGCGAGGGACGUGGUGUUCAGACGUAUCCCGACUGUUCCACCUACGAUGGCGAUUGGAUGAGAGGAGUCCGGCAUGGGUACGGUGUAUAUUCGUACGCAAACAAGGAUGUUUAUGAAGGAAACUGGUGUUUGGAUAAAAAGCAUGGCCUUGGAGUGUAUGCAUUUGCUCAAAAUGGGCUUCGUUUGCGUGGAUCGUGGAACGAGGGACAAUUGGCUGGACCGGUGGAGAUACUGUUUGGAAGCGUUCGGUAUCAUGGAAUAUGGAACGGUACCGAGCUGUCCGAUGCUCACGAGAGUGUGUUUAAUAUCGCAUCGAGAUACUUGCUACGGGGAAUAAUCAAAUGUGGUUCAUUUGACGAGUACGCGUGGACACCAAGUGAAAUCGAUCGAUACAACUUCGCUCGCCUUCCAUUGGAACCGCUUCCGGUUCCAAUUCCCAUGAUGGAGUGCCAGGAAUGCGACAGUUCGGAUGAAUCAAUUCUGGAGGAUACUGUGUAAUAGUGAACAAUUUUGAAACUAAAUAUUUGAGCCCCAGGAACGCUUUAAUGUUAGCUCUCUGGAGCAUAUCGUUGAUAUGAAGUCUUCUUGCUAAAACUCAAUUGCAGAAUUUCUGAGUACUGCUUUGGAACGGAAUGAGACUUUAUGAAAGCAGAAUUCAAUAUAAAAUUUUACUUGAACACGUUAACUUCUUGCUCGGCACAAAUAAAACGCAAUAAAAAUAUAGAAAAAAUAUGUUUUUGGAAGUUUGGCAUACAGGCUACGAUUCAGAUUUAACAUAAAUCCUGCUUAAAGCGCACUUAUUUAACUAAAAUACAAUUUCGUCGGGACAAUCCC
Molecule: messenger RNA, 1425 nt
Organism: Anopheles stephensi (Asian malaria mosquito)
Lineage: Eukaryota; Metazoa; Arthropoda; Insecta; Diptera; Culicidae
Product: radial spoke head 1 homolog
Exons: 2
Coding region: 274-1089 (271 amino acids)
Source: RefSeq, a predicted model, not a curated record